CCAGGAUCCUAUAAAUAGGAGGGGACCUAGCAGGGGUCGGACAGAUUGCAGGCGCCCAGCACCCAGCGCUGAUGUCUCACCGAACCAUGGACUGGCUGAUGCUCCUGGGGUGCGUCUCGCUGUGGGCGGGGCUGACGCUGGCUGAAGUGGGGUCGUUCAGUGGCUGCACAGAAUAUUUCUACCAAGAAGCUGAGCCACGUGGCUUUGCCACAAACGACACGGCCGAGAUCUGCCAGAGGUACAAGAAUCGGUACCACUUUGCGACCCUCUAUGACAGGCCCAACCGGAUCCCGCGCUGGUCGGCGUACACCCUGGAUGAUGCUGCCUGCUCAGGGCAGGCCAAGAGGAUGAGCCAGUGGUUUGUGGAGCCCCAGCUGGCUCAUCCGUAUGAGUCCCCAGAAAUGGCGACGGAGGCUCACUCAACACUGACGGUGGACGAGCUGAGAUCCAGCCAGGCCAUCAAUGAGGACUAUGGAGACACGUCAUACGACCGAGGGCACCUGAACCCAAACGCCUUCCAGUGUAAUGCUGGCCGCAAUGCCACCUUCACCCUCACCAACGCCGCCCCCAUGGACCCUUGCUUCAACCGGAUCCACUGGUACAAACUGGAGAAAACUCUCAAGACACAGCUAAAUGUGAGCUGCAGAAGUGUGGGAGGCACCCCCUACCUGGUGACAGGAGCAGUUCCCAGUGACCGUAAGAAAAUCCCCAUAGAGGGGGAGGACAAGGAAGGGGACCGUAACCGGCCAUACAACCGGGUCUCGGUGCCCAGCCACAUCUGGACAGCUGUUUGCUGCAACAAUUCAGACAGCCUCAAAUUCUCCUUCGCCUUCUUAGCAGAGAACCAGGAGGCAUCUAGUCUUCAAAUCAUCCCCGUGGAGCAGCUAAACGCAGAGCUAUCGGGUCUGUACAGGAUUUCUGAGACAGUCAAUGUCUUUGCAGAUGACUGCGGCUCCAGGAGCCAGAAAGGCCAAGAGGUUUUAUUAGCAAUAAAGAAAGCCUUGUACAGUAGCUUCCAGAACUUGCUAAUUGAUUCUUACCCCCAGCUCGUUCCACCAGCGAAGAGGAGUAAACUGGACAGCGAGACCAGCCAGGUGAUGAAAAGCACAAACUUGGAUCAGAACAAGGUGCAGCUGACAGGAAUUAGGUUCCUGGUGGGUAUUUCUAGCCUGGCAGACUGGCACAGACAGUUUGAGAAGAUGUACGAACAGGACGACCUGGCCUGUGUGCUGGCCCCUGCUGGAGUUGCAGUGGCAAAGGCUUCUGGGAUUUCUGACAAAGUCUGUACCCUUCAGGAGCAGAAACACCUGCCGAACUCUGGUGUAACAGCCAAAGGGUGGAGCUGUGUUGGGCAGGCCUGUGGGUAUCAUGAAACCAACUACAGCUGGUGUUACACGUCUGACGAGAAUGACUGGGAUUACUGCUGUACAGAGGAGUGCACAGUGAAUCCAGAGUCUAAACAAUACGAGUGCCCACGAGGAGAUGGUUCCACCACACAAUGCUCACCCCAGUACUCCACAGUGACCGUCUCUGGGAGGGCCUGUCGGGCUGACCAUCCAUGUGGCCUUUAUGAGAAAAGUUACUUCUGGUGCUAUACAGAUUAUCGAGGCAACUGGAAGUACUGCUGCUCCCCCCAGCACUACUGUGGGUCCCAUGACUAUGACUACCAGUGGUGUUACACCCAGGACCCAGAGGCAGCUUGGCAGCACUGCACCCCGUGACAGUCCCACUGGGGAGGGAAGGGCAAGUGGGUGCUUGUCUGACUCCUCCACACCAAAGCAGAGAAGAAAUUAAUCAGCUGCCUUCAUGUAUUAGUGCAAUAGGCCCCGCCCCUCGGCUGCAGCGACUCCACCCACUUCCUCCAUCUGUCUCUUUAGAUUUUAAAAUGUCAUAAAAACAAUCUCCCUCCCACCCAGGAUUUUAGACAGCACCUUCAAGCCAUUUCCACAGGAGAGUCUCUUCCACCGGCUGCCCUGGGUUCAAAGGUCUCCAUGUGACAGGACUGGGCUCCAUUUUUAAAGCCAACUACAGACUUUGGAUUCCCGACUUCAGAUACGUUAAAGAAGGCUGGUUUGUACAAAAUGCUGAGCACCUGGCCUCUCCGAAACAGGCCACCGUAGGGGGACAUUUUUAAACGUGCCUGAGGAGUUUAGGAGCACAAGUCUCAUUAGAAGUCACUGGACAUGAUGCUCCUAAAUCUCCUAGGUGGUUUAAAAUGUAUCUCCUUAAAACGUCUCAUGUUCUGCACCCAAAACACAGGCACCUAAGCUUUGUCAUUAAAAUUGUUUGGGGAAAAAGACAGUGAAGUCAAUGAUGGCAUCAUUCAGAUGGUUUUUAAAAGUCCUUUUGUGCAAGAAUUUUCCACAGAUUUUUUUUUAAAAUCAAAAUUGGUUCAAAUUUUAAGCAGUGAGGGAAUUAGCCAUUGGAGCAACGUACUGGGAAUGUGAUGGAUUUUCUGUCACUUCAGGUCUUUAAAUCAGGCUAGGAUAUCAUGGUAAAAGCUCUGUUCUCAUUCAACAACCCGGUAUUGGCCUCAGUGCAGGAACCACUAGGUGAGGUUCUGUGGCUUGUGUGGAACAGGAGCUCAGACAUGAUGAUUAGAAAGGUCCCUCCUGGCUCAUUGCUGUACAUUAAUCUAUCAAUCGGAUCCGCUUUUACCAAGAUACUCUUGAGUAACUGGGGCCUGCAGAUCACGUGCUGGGAUGUGGCAUGGGUGGCAGGUCAGAAAACGUUGCGAUAACCUGUAACAGUGACGAUUGAUAGGAGGGUUACGAGAAGGGCUCAGAAAGACAGGAUUCGUCCAAACAGAAAUGCAACCCCAGCACUGUAUUAGGAUCAUGACUGAUAAACCAAGGGAGGACAGACCCAGAAAUCAAUUGACCAAACAUGGGGUGUCAGGAAUCAGGAUAAUUAGUGAACGAACUAAUGAGGGGAUUCUCCAUUCCCCCUCCCCCACACAUCCUUUUUAGAGCUUCAAAAGGAGACUUUGGGGACCAGGAAGCGUGGAGUGGACUCCUAGGGGAAAGGCCAGCAGGCCUCUGGUUUGCUCCAGAGACUCUGUCCUUUAUCGGUGAGCCUGGAUCCCCAGGACAUCCAGGCCAGCACCCUGGCGAGGACACUCACUAG
Chrysemys picta bellii (western painted turtle) is the source of this 3126-nucleotide messenger RNA. RefSeq names its product endonuclease domain-containing 1 protein-like. Gene Ontology annotation, molecular function: nucleic acid binding; metal ion binding; hydrolase activity. Lineage: Eukaryota; Metazoa; Chordata; Testudines; Emydidae. The record is from RefSeq and is a predicted model, not a curated record.